UUCUACAUCAAUAAAAGCAUCAACAUCGUCACUUUCCCUCAUUCAUCACAAGCCCCAAACCAACACUCUCACUGAACUCACUUAUUCCACUCAUUUCAUCGGCUGUCCUUCAGCCUCCCCCCUCAAAAUGAAGGCCCCAAAAACACCAGAAUACGAAUUCGGCGGCCCCAUCGGCGCCACAGGCAUAGUGUUUGGCCUUCCAAUUCUCAUGCAACUUCUCUAUUUCGGCUGCAACGAUGUUUCAGGGUGUCCUGCGCCAGCUCUUCUUGACCCCAAAACAUUGACGUGGCAGAAAUUCAAGGAGCAAACGCCCUGGCCGAAGGAGGGCAUCUGGGGGUUUAUGAGCUGGGAGGUCACAGGGUGGCUGUUUGCUUAUUAUUUCUUGAGUCUGGUGCUUUAUCGCGUUUUGCCGGCGCAGGAGGUUUAUGGGACGAAGUUGAGGGAGUCGGGCAAGGCGCUGAAAUAUCGCUUCAAUUGUAGGUUUUCUAUUGAUCGCCUGGCUUGGUACUGAGAUUGACAAAAUUGCAGCCUUUUCUUCAAGCGUUGUGCAAUUGGUCGCUUGCGCCAUUGGGACCUACAUCUACGGCGCUGAAUUCCCAGUCUGGACCUUCAUGACCACCAACUAUCUCCAACUUCUCACCACAAGUACCGUCCUAACAUUCAUCGUCUCACUCUACGUCUACGUCGGCAGUUUCUCCGUCAAGAAGGGCAACCCCGAACUACGCGAGUUAGCUAGAGGUGGACACACCGGGCCGCAUUAUUUACGACUUUUUCAUCGGUCGUGAACUCAACCCUCGCGUCACCCUUCCCAUCUUCGGUGAAAUCGACAUCAAGUCUUGGUUGGAGAUGCGCACUGCUCUUACAGGCUGGAUAUUGUUCAACUGCGCUUUCAUCGCUCAGCAGUAUCGCAACUACGGCUAUGUUUCUGAUAGUAUCUUAGUCAUCGCUACGGUGCAGGCUUACUAUGUGCUUGAGGGUCAGUACUCAGAGCUUGGAUUGCUGGGUAUGAUGGAUAUUACACAAGAUGGUCUUGGAUUCAUGCUUACCUGGGGUAACAUGGUCUGGGUCCCUUUCCUCUACUCGACUCAGUGCCGCUACCUCUCCGUCUACCCCGUUCAUCUGGGACCUAUCGGUGUUUCCGCCAUCGCCACUGUCUUCGCCAUCGGACUGUACAUCUUCCGAUCUUCCAACAACCAGAAGGCUCUCUUCCGCAAAGAUCCCAAUCACCCUGCUUUCGCAAACAUGACCUUCAUCCAGACCAAGCGCGGAACCAAGCUUUUGACCGGCGGAUGGUGGGGAAUGGCGCGUCACAUCAACUACUUUGGUGACUGGCUUCAGUCUCUUCCUUUUUCGCUUCCUACCAAAUUCGCGGGGUAUGUUAUUCUGCCAGCUGGUAGUGCUGUGGCUGGCAAUGAGGUCGUCAAAAUGUUGGAUGGUCGCUUGGUAACUCCCGACGGCGCUGCGCCUUGGGGUAUGCUGUUUACGUACUUUUACUCAGCUUGGUUUGGUUUCCUGCUUAUUCAUCGGGAGAGGAGAGAUGAUGCUGCUUGCAUUGAGAAGUAUGGCAAGGAUUGGGAUGAGUACAAGAGCAAGGUUAAAUACAGAAUCUUGCCUGGCGUGUAUUAAUGCCUAUAACUUUAAGGGCGAGAAAGGAUAGUAGCCUCUGUAGAUAGGUUCUUAUUAAAUUUCUCAAGUUUCUGAGGAUAUAUACUACAAUUUACAGAGAUUUCACGUCGUAUCAGCAUU
Messenger RNA from Fusarium verticillioides 7600, 1746 nucleotides. RefSeq names its product delta14-sterol reductase. Gene Ontology annotation, molecular function: Delta14-sterol reductase activity. Gene Ontology annotation, cellular component: endoplasmic reticulum membrane. Lineage: Eukaryota; Fungi; Ascomycota; Sordariomycetes; Hypocreales; Nectriaceae. Gene Ontology annotation, biological process: ergosterol biosynthetic process. The record is from RefSeq and is a predicted model, not a curated record. Bases 847 to 1626 code for a protein of 259 amino acids. The transcript is spliced from 2 exons.